AUGGGCUCACUACACGACACUACGCUUCGAAUAGCGUCUGCUUCCGGAUCGGUCACUGACCGGCGUCAUGGAUUCGCAGAUUUGGCCAAGAAUGAAAACGUCCAAUUCAUUGUUGGGGACUGGAUGUCGGAAUACAACAUGACGAUGAGAGCGGGAGGAAAAGUGAACAGCGAGGGGGCAUCCGAUGAGUUUGAGACUUCUUUCCUAGAAGCUCUUGAGCCGGCUUUGCCACAUCUUGAGUCAAGAAAGAUCAAGGUUGCCGUCAAUGCCGGUGGGAGCGACACUCAGAAGUUGUAUAACAUCGUUGUUGAUAAAAUCAAAUCCGCUGGAUUGAAUCUCCAGGUCGCGUGGGUCGGAGGGGAUGAAGUGAUGGAUGCGGUCCAAACAGCCAGGGCCCAGGGGGAUGGAUUCAAGAGCCUGACUAACGGGAAGCAAUUGUCUGAUUGGGAGUUUGAUCCAAUCUAUGCCCAAUGUUACCUCGGUUGCUGGGGAAUUGUGGAAGCCUUCAAACAAGGCGCCGACAUUGUCCUUUGUGGCCGUGUCGCAGACGCAUCCUCGAUUAUAGGCUGUGCCGCUUAUCACUAUGGCUGGAACCGCAGUGAUUUGAAACAACUGGCAUCUGCUUUUGUGGCUGGUCACUUCAUCGAAUGCUCAACAUAUGUGACUGGAGGCAACUUUUCUGGUUUCAAGAGCCUUCCGGGUCAAUCACUAGACCUGGGGUUUCCAAUCAUCGAGAUGCUGUCUACUGGCGACUUCUAUGUCACUAUGCAGCAGGGCCGCGAUGGAAUGGUCACUGUUGAUACUUGCAAAGCCCAGCUGUUGUACGAAAUUCAGGGGCCACUAUAUUAUCACUCCGACGUGGUGGCUCGACUCGAUCGCAUCAAGAUUGAGCCAGCAGGAAAAGAUCGAGUGCUCAUCACCAAUGUCGGUUACUUGAGGCCUCCACCAACUACCAAGGUUGGUAUCACGGCAAAGGGAGGCUUCCAAGCUGAAGCUCACUACUUCCUAUGUGGACUUGACAUCGAAGAGAAAGCCCGGUUCUUGGAGCUGCAGGUACGAGCAGGCCUUGACGAAUCUUCGUUCCACUGCCUGAAGUUCCGCACAAAUGGCCGAUGUCCAGAGGACCCGAAAAGCCAGGAUGCGGCCACUGUUGAUCUUCGAAUCUUUGCUCAGGCGAAAAAUGAAGCGGAUCUUUCGACAGCUAGGUUCUUCCGUCCCGUGACGGAUACGAUCAUGCAGACCUAUCCAGGGGCUACGUUUGCGGUUGAUGCUCGACAAUCUAUCCCGAAACCAUACUAUGAAUACUGGGUCGCUCUUUUGCCGCAGAGUGUGGUAAAACAUGUCUGUUAUCUUCCUGCCAAAGGCAUAGAAGUUUCUAUUCCUGCUCCUAAGGACACAGAAGACUUUCUAUACGAGCAAGAAACAUACGAGACGUCAAAUCCAAUUGAUUUAUCGACACUAGGACCUACUACAAGAGCACCACUAGGAUACAUCGUCCACGCUCGAUCAGGCGACAAGGGUUCGGAUUGCAACGUCGGCUUCUUUGUUCGCCAUGCUGAUGAAUGGGACUGGCUCCGAAGCCUCUUGACCGUCGAGAAGAUACGGGAGUUGCUAGGUGAAGACGAUACCGGGAAACCCGUGUUCCGCUUCGAACUGUCAAACAUCUCAGCUGUUCAUUUCCUUCUCAAAGAUCACCUGGAUCGUGGUGUCGCGUCCAGUUCAACUUACGAUGUGCUUGGAAAAAAUAUGGCGGAGUAUCUGCGAUGCAAGUUGGUAGAUAUCCCCAACAGGUUUUUGGAACGUGGAAGAAUCUAG
Ilyonectria robusta is the source of this 1815-nucleotide messenger RNA. RefSeq lists its product as uncharacterized. The transcript has 4 exons. The coding region runs from base 1 to 1815 and encodes 604 amino acids. The record is from RefSeq and is a predicted model, not a curated record. Lineage: Eukaryota; Fungi; Ascomycota; Sordariomycetes; Hypocreales; Nectriaceae.